Molecule: messenger RNA, 6719 nt
Organism: Drosophila serrata
Lineage: Eukaryota; Metazoa; Arthropoda; Insecta; Diptera; Drosophilidae
Gene: fs(1)N
Product: female sterile (1) Nasrat
Cellular component (GO): cell surface
Molecular function (GO): heparin binding
Source: RefSeq, a predicted model, not a curated record
GUUGUUUUUGUAUUUGCACACGUGUGUUACUCCUUUGUUAAGUUUAUUGUUAAUUAAUUGUGAAUUAUGUUAAUUCUGCACCUGGUGCUGUGGCCAGUCCUAUUUGGGGCCUUGUCCGCCGCACCGCCUGCUGCCACUGUCUCCCAGAAAGCGGCAGAGGUGGCCAAGCUGCGUAGUGAACUGGUAAAAGCUCUCGAAGACAAUGACGGAGCGCAGCCCGACGGUCAUGGUCCCGUGGUGGCUCCCGAGUGGACGCAGCAUGGCGGGAAGCCCCUCCCAGGACCGGCCGCCAAGGUAGUUGUGGACACAGCCUCACUGAACAGUGCCGCCGCCCUACGCCAGGAGAUUCAGCUGGCUGUGGCCCAGCAGGGACAGGCACCGGAGGUUGCACAGCUGGAGGCACAUCUUAAGGAGAUUAGCAGCAGCAGCAGCAAAGAGCCCGCCAAAGUGGGUAGCGCCCGUCAGGAGAUGCUGGGUGCAGCCGCUGCGGCCACUAAGGAGAAUCAUGAGCCCAAUGUUGUGGAGGCCAACGCAGUGCCCGGCAUCGAUCUGGAGCAGCUGCAGCGCCUGGAACUAUCCAAGCGACGGACGCGCGACAUGCUCGUCCUCGGCCGCAUCGAGGAGCUGCUGGACGCAAGCCUGCCCGCAGAGGUGGAUCACUGGUUCACUUUGCAGGCCAAUGGCAGUGCCUUUUUGGUGGGCCAACAGCCGGAAACGCUUCUAGUGCUAAGCAGUGAGUUUAAUCCCCUCCAGAUUUAUGCCCUUACCUCUCCGGUAUCUGCUCUGCUGGCCCUGGAUCGCUGGAACAGCAAGCGACACGUCCAGGAGGGACUCCUCGUGAUGGCCUCAUCGGAUCAGCAGCUCCGCUGGCUGCGCUUAGAACCAGAGCUAGCGGGACUCGCUGCCUUCUGGGACUGGCCACUGGGCACUGGCGGUGGGACUGUGACCAAGAUAUGCGCCUUUAGUCUGGAGGGAGGCAACUUCCUUGCCCUGAUGGCCAAUCGGACGCUUAGCAUCUAUGCCUACAACCUGGAGGCAGAAGAGUUCUGGAUAGCCCAGCGAUUGCAGCUGGCAGAGGAAAUCUCUGACCUGGCUGUGCUCGAUGCCGGGCGAGAGGUGCUCCUGGUUGUAGGACAGUUUGACGAGGCCUUCAUCUAUGUUUGCAGCCCCAAGGGGGAGCAGUUGCAGCUACGCCAGCGUGUGGUGGCACCGAAUGUCAUCGGCAUCACAGCCUUCCACAUGGGCGGACGCAGCUACCUGGCUCUGGGCGGUAACCGGCCACAGAUCCUGGUCUACGUUCAGGGUCAGCUAGUGCCACGCACCAUUCUCGGCCAGAAUUUCGGCUUUGUGGAGCAAUUCCUGCCCGUUCCAGUGCGCAGCUACCGCGAUGAUUUGCUGCUGCUCGUCCAGCAUCGUGUUGAGUUCGACCCGCAUUCGUUGCUUGUCCUGGAGGUGCUUGUGUGGACUGGAGAGGCCUUCGAGGCGGGUCUGCCGCCGCCUUGUAGUGGUGGAACCUACGGUGCCAGCUGCCUGAUGGAUCAGGAGCGGGAUGGAGGCAUUGCGGGCGCUGCUUUGCUCCGCCAGUUGGAUCAACCGCCGCUGGUGUUGGUGCCGCGCAAGCAGGCGCCUUCGGGCCUCUUCCGCUUGGAGACGCAGCUGCUGGCAAGGAAUUCGGAGUCGCAGGACCUACAGGAGAUUCACCAAUUCAUGCUGGAUUGGGUACACGAGCAGGAUGAGCUCAUUCAGCUGGCCGAGAAGCUGUUGAGUGAGGAGGAGGAGCAGGAGCAGCACUACGAAGAGGUGUCCACCCCUUUGGUGGUCAGCGAAGGUGGAGGCAUUGAGGAGCUCUUCAUCAACGACAUCCGCUGGACGGGCGCAGAUGCUGCACUGGAUCUACUGGAGCUUCUCGAGCAGAUUCGCCUCUUGGAUGAGCAGCUGUCGCAGUCGAGUCCCAAACGAGCAAAGCGCCAGCCGGAUGCUCUGUUCAACUUUCACUACGAGAAACUUGAGGUGGAUGUCAUUAAGGCUGGUGAACUCAUUGUGGAGCAGCUUAACCAAGUGCCUUUCUACAUACAAAACUCUUCGCUGGAGCUGCCAUUGGGUACCCUGAAUGUCCAACACUUGGAACUUAUGGAGGCGCCAGAGGAGAAGUUUGACCCAGUCGAGGGAGCCGAGUCCCAUGAGACCUUGAAGUUAGCUGGCGACUUGGAAUGCUCGUUCAUUAAUGGAAUGAGUUGGAGCGUUCUUCUCGAGGACCUAGUAUGGCGCCAUCGUCCCCUGCGACUGCCUCAGCUGACUGUGGAUGGACCUGUAAUCUUUGAGGAUUCACUGCAUCUAAACUCCCUGAAUGAGCUGAGCUUCCCAGGGGACUUUCUUUGGUCGCAGGGCAACGAGACUAGCGUUGUGCAGGCGCCCAAGGAGUUUAGCAACACCCUCUCUGUAAAUGCCAUUGAUACUUCGGGUACCAUCAACGGAAUGAAUCCCCUGGAUGCAAUCACAUUAAAUGAUGCCCAAGACUGGCCAGGAUGGGUCACCUUCUCCCAUUUGGAGGUGUCUGAGCAAUUGGAGCUAAAUGGCAGUGCCCAGGGCCGUCAGUUCGAUGAGGCGCCUUUGAAUCCCACUCUGCUGGAAUCACGUCUCAUAAACGCCGACUGUCACUUUGAUCAGAUUCUGGUCCGAGGAUCAGUUCGACUCUCUGGCAAGCUGGACAACGAUACCUUCGACUCUCUGCUGGGUGAUCUUGUCCAGAGAUCGGCAGAUCCUGGGCAGGAAGUGCUGGUAGCUGGCGCCAAGCGGGUGGAUCAGUUGCUCCUGCCCGUGGAUGCCCAUGUAACGGAUAAUGCGCUUAGUGGAAUACCCCUAGAUGACUUUGUUACCAAGCACACGCCACAAACGUUGCGGAAUUUGACGCAACUCGGCGGGUACGUUUACUUCCACCAGUUGGAGCUGGCCAAGGCUUUCGCCUACGAUGGCGUACGCCUGGAGGAGCUACUGGCCGACAGCCUACGUCUAGAUGGGCCGGUUCCUUUGAGUUCACCCCACACACGCCUUCGUUUUGUGGACUCCUCCCCGCCUGAGUUCGAGGGUCUGCAAGUGAACCACAGCCUGAAUCAGGUGCCACUGGCCAGCGGCUAUCAGCAGCUCCACGACGCACUGCACCUAAACAAGGCCAACUUCCAGCGACUGGCGGCAGAGCGGGCUCAGGUGAACCACGAUGUGACUGGCAGUGGUCUCCUUAAUGGCCAGAGCCUGGAAGAUGUUUUGAAAGCGAAGCCUCGCACCUGGUCGGGUGAGGUACACGUGCAGGAGCUGAUCCUACCGCAGGGCGUGCAGGCGGAUCACUUACAGGCGAUAAGAGCAGACUUUCUGCUCGAUUUCCUGCAGCAGCUGGACGAGUUGCCGCUGCUCAUCCUCCAGGGACGAUUGCAGGUGGAGCGCAUCGAUGUGAGUGACUCAAUCCAUGUGGCCGAGACCCUCAACGAAAGGGACAUGAACGAACUGCAGCGCCAGGUGGUGUGGCUGAAUAGACCCAAUGAGCUCAGAACACGCUGGAUCCUCAAGGAGCCGCCGCUUAUUGAGGGUAACCUGCACAUCCUUGGCAGCUUCAAUGAGCGUUUGCUUCCCGAACUGCUGGACGACAUUGUGCUGCGACCCAAGGAGGGAGAAUCACAGGAGCACAUCAUCGAGGGCACCAAGAGCUUUCUGGCUCCCAUUCAUGCGGAGCAUCUCCAGCUGGCGGCUCUCAAUGGGAUUCCCUUCGAGCGGCUGGCUAACAAAGUCAAUGGACAAAAUCUCUCGGGCAAUGUCCAGCUUCAGGGACGUCUCUUUGUUGAGGACCUUCGACUGCAGGGCUCACUCAAUGGAAAUGGCGAGGCUCUACGGCAACUGGAGAAGCUGCUGCGCUGGGAUCCCGACCACCAGGACUUCGUGCAGCGCGGUGAGGUUUCAGUGCCGGCCAAGCAGCUGGAGAAGCUCACAGUGCAGGGUCACCUGGGUAACAAUCGCAGUGGUGAACCGCUUCAGCGGACCUUCGAUCAGCUAAUCUUCAAGCAACAGCAGCUUGGUAUCCAGUUGCAGGACCACAAGACCUUUACAGGACGUGUUCGCAUCAAAGACGGCGCUUAUAUAAGCAGCUUGAAUGACUUGGAUUUGGACCAGUUGCUGCGGCAGCUCAUCUUCACAGACUCGGAGGAGGAAGAGGUGUCCGUACAGACGCCUGUCCUUUUUGAAGCUGCCACUCGUAUGGAUCACCUCCAGGCAGAGCGUCUGGUGCUCGCCGGAGAGCUCCUCAACGGCUGUAAUGUGAGCCAGUGGCUUAGGGACACCAUUCGUGUGGAUCGUGACUUUCAGAGCCCCAACAUCACUUUCAGCCAGGGAUCUCUGGACGGCAACUCGCUGACGGUGGAGCAGCUCAACCAAGUGGAUCUGUCACGUGUCGUUACCCGGCACACGGAGCAGCAUCUGGCAGGGAACUUGACAGUCGAGGAGUUGCUCCUCGAUGGGCAGAUGCUAGUGGGAGGCAGCGUCAACGGUCGCAAUCUCUCAGCGGAGUAUGCAAAUACGCUAAUGACAAAUCCCCCCAGCAGAGAGCAACAUGUAGAGACACCCCUAUUCCUUGGUUCUAUUGAUGUCAUCGGUCCCUUGGACAUCACGUCACCGGUGAGUGGUCUUAACCUGAGCGAUGUGGCCACCCUGACGGCGGAACCUGUGCGCCUGGAGUCACCCCUUUACUUCACCCGCCUCGAAGCACCCUUUUUGCAAACGGAUCAGCCGGUGAAUGGAUUCGAUUUCAGGGAUUGGUACGAGCGCAGCCUUUGGGCCAGGGGCAGACCACAGCAGGAGAUCACCGGCAAUUGGCGGGUGAAGAAGCUUCUCGUGAAACAGGCAGCCGAUGAGCAGCGACCACGUCGACAGACUGCCAAGGAGAGCUACCGGGAUCUGUGCGAGCGUCUGUCGAGAAUUCUGCUGCCUUAUCAGGUGCAGAAGCUGCGUCAUAGGUUCUCAAUGCAGCAGGCAGAGGAUCAGGCCGAUGUGCGUCGAGUGUUUGCAGUGGAGGCCCCAGGAGGCUUCACUUACCUGCUGAUAAACGAACGUGGCUGCUGGACGCACAUUCAUCGCUGGAAUGGCACUGGAUUCGAGCGAUCCGGCGCCUUCCAGAGCGGUCCCGUCGAUGAGGUGACUGCCCUGAUGGUGGGCAACACAAGUGCCAUUCCGGAGUUUGCCUUCAUGACCAGCUAUGAGAUGCAGGAGGAUGAGCAUGAGGCCAGCUGGAAUUGUAGCGGCCUGAAGGCCACUCUUGUCGGUUGGCAAAUGACCAAAGAACGACAGGCCAUGGAGGCAAUGGAUGUACCCCUGGCCAGGCUGAGAGCUCUCCAAGAGCAGCUGCAUAGCCAAAGGCCAUUGCCGCCACAUCCCGUCUACCAGGAGGCCAUCAGGUACCUUAAGCGACCCACCAUCGAGUCCCAGCUGGGCAAGGAUUGGCAGGAGCAAAAGCAGAGACAGGAACUAGAACCCGCCGAGCUGGCCAGGAUGCGCAGCCGCCUGCUGGACACACUGGUGUUUCGGCUGCAGGCGGAGGUGAACAUCACCCAGCUGAGCAUUCCCGAAAGCGAUCUUUUCGAUGAGCAUCUGGUUGAGGACUUUCUUCAGCUGCUGCAGCAGUUGCGUGGUUUGCGACGGCGCCUGGACAUUGACACCCUGCCGCUGCCGGACACUCCGGCUCGAGUCCUGGCCGCUCGCAGUGCCCAGCUCAUUUGGCCCGUGCUCCAGGAGCUGAAAGGACUUUCACAGGUAAAUAGGACAGGUGAACAGGAGUUGCGGCUAGAGCAGGCUUUGCUGGAUGUUCUGUCAUUGGCCAAUGAUGGCCGCAGUGAUGGCGCUGGCGAAGAUGAGAGGCUGCAUGCGGUGAUUGAGAGAUUGCGUGGACUGCAGCAGGAACUUCAUCAGUUGGAGGAGCAGGAGGAGGAGGAGGAGGCCGCUUCGGAUAGAGAGGAGCAGUUCCUGCCACCGCCUAACCUCGACUGGCGGUCACUUCAAACCCUUCGCCUCUAUGUGGGACCUGCCCACCGACCCAGGCUCCUUUACGCCCGCUUAACGCUACUGACACCUGCUGGUGCCCCGCCUCCCACAACACCCUCUACAGCGCCGGCUGCCCACAUUCAGGUGCAUCAUGCGAAUGGCUCCAUCUUUCAAUCACUGGCAGCAGAGCGUGGAGCCCGUCACUUGACCACCUUAAGGGUGCGGGAUGAGACUCUCCUGGCCUACGUCGAGGGCUGCUGCACCAUCCGCGUGCUGAUCUAUCGCGGUGUUCAGGGAUUUGUGCCUUUUGCGAAGUUCACUGUUCCUUCAGAGAUCGGUGGUGCAGAGGUGCUGCAGUUGCUCGGAAUGCGGGUGGCGCUCAAGCGUGCUCCUGGCGCCGUGUAUUACCUGGCGGUGGUCCAGGCCAGACGAGUUAUUUUCUACGAACUUGUAGUUGUGGGUUUGCUGGAACCUUGGUUAAAGUGUUCAUAAUUUGGAGAAUCUUUUAAGGGGUUCCCCUUGAAGUGAAGUUACUGGAAGAGAUCCUUGUUUGUGUGUUAAUUUGUUGUUUUUUUUGUAGGCUUUAGGAAUGAAUUUUGUUAUCGCAUUAUAUUAUUAUUGAAUUAUAUUAAACUUGUGCAUCCUUAAAUAUGAAUAUCUAUCCCAUUCUCCCACCGUUAAUGACAACACCUUAUGUCCUU